UUGUUGUGCAUGUUUAGCUAAGUAUGAAUCUAGUGUUAAUAACAUUGUGGAAAGAAAUUACUAAAUCAUGGGUGGGACUUUAUGCCAUUGUGUCGGCUAGUGAAGGCUUAUUUGUGGUGGAUUUAUGACGAAUGUUUAAGCAUUAUAGACAGAUAAUGAACCAUCAGUUAAUGUGUCAGUGGGCGAUGAUGAACUCCUCAUGAACAUGAAUUUUUAGUGAUAUUGUAGUAUAAUGAAUGCUGCAUAUCUUGAGUACAGACCUUCGAAAUUUCCGCGUUGUGUUAUUGCAGUUUCGAAGUUAAAUUUUCUCUUGGCCAUCAGGCUAACUGGUGGCUGGAAGCCAUAAUGGUAUAUAUGAAGCAUAUUAUCAACAGGUGGACCCAAAUAACCAGGGCAGUGUUGGAGCUUUAGAUGCUGCUAUGUUUCUGAAGAAGUCAGGUCUCUCAGAUAGUAUACUGAGUAAAGUUUGGGAUUUGUCAGACCCAGCAGGAAAAGGCUACCUCAAUAAAGGUGGUUUCUUUGUGGCCUUGAAGCUUGUCUCUCUUGCACAGUCUGGGAAAGAGGUGAAUAUGGUAAACAUAACAGCAGAUGUACCACCUCCCAAAAUGGGAGAUGUUUCACAAAUGAUAACAGUUCAUAAUAGUCUUAUAUCUCCCCCAACAAUCAACAACUCUCUGCUGUCAGGUGACUGGGCUGUGAAACCAGCUGAGAAAGCAAAAUAUGACCAGUUGUUUGAAUCUCUGCAACCUCUUAAUGGCAUGAUUCCUGGGAACAAGGUGAAGGGUGUGUUGAUGGAUUCAAAGUUACCAAUAGAUACGUUGGGGAAAAUAUGGGAUUUGGCAGAUAUGGAUAAAGAUGGGAUGCUUGAUCAUCAUGAAUUUAUGGUGGCAAUGCAUCUUGUAUAUAAGGCAUUGGAAAAGUACACAAUCCCAAACACGCUUCCUCCAGAACUAAUGCCACCUUCAAAAAGAAAAGAUUCUGUGCAAGCAGCAACAUUACCAGGUGCAGUUCCCGUAGUACCAAAUCUUGUUAUGGGCAUUGAUGGCACAAAGCCCGCAAUUCCUCCCCUGCCUACAGCUCCAUGGAUAGUAACUGCUGAAGAGAAAACCAAAUAUGAUGUCAUGUUCCAUCAGACUGACAUUGAUAAAGAUGGCUAUGUUUCUGGCCUUGAAAUUAAAGAUGUCUUCCUUCGGUCAGGUGUCCCUCAAGCAGUGUUAGCACAUAUAUGGACAUUGUGUGAUAUAAAGCAGAGUGGGAAGCUGAACAGUGAACAGUUUGCUUUAUCUAUGUGGCUGAUAAACCAGAAACUAAAGGGUAUCGAUCCUCCACCAUCUCUGACACCAGAAAUGGUUCCUCCAAGUUUUCGAACGAAGCCACUUGUUGAUGGUGUGAUAGAAAACAGUAAUGCACCAUAUUCAAAUCCAGAAUUAGAUAUGAUUACCAAAGACAUUGAAGAACUUGGAAAGGAAAAACAUACACUGGAGACUGACAUAGCACAGAAGGAAGCUGAUAUUAAAAUAAAGAAUGGUGAAAUCAAAAGCUUGCAGAGUGAACUUGAUACAUUGGCAGCAACACUAAAGCAGCUGGAGAACCAAAAAGGAGAAGCACAAAAACGCCUAAAUGAUCUCAAAGGACAGAAAUCCUCGGUAGAGAAAGAACUUAAUGCCAUCAAGUUGGAGUUGGAAGAAGAACAAGUUCAGGUUGACAACUUGCGUCGGCAAGCAGAAGAACAAGAGCAGUCACUUAAAUCUCAAGAAGAUGAACUAAGUUCAAAGAAACAGGAAUUAGAGGGCUUGAAACAGGAAGAGGCAAAGCUUGAACAACAGCAAAAAGAAUCACGAGAUCAACUAGAAAACCUUACCAAGAAUCUGCAAGAUACUCAGCUACAGAUUAGUCAGGCAAAAGCAAAAAUUACUCAUUUACAAGAACAGCACCGGCAAAUGAAAGAUGCGGUUGCCACAUAUGAUUCUGUGAUUUCUUCUGGUGAUGCAUCCACAGUUAGUGAUACAUCAUUCAAUAUAAAACCAGAGUUCAGGGAUCAUGAGUACACCAGGAUAGCAAUGGUUAAUGGCGGAAGUCCUGUGGAACAUAAUAAAGGGUUCGUGGGCAGUGAAAAGGACCCUUUUAGUGGUUUGAAUGGACCAGCAGAUAGUAGUGGCUCUGAUUUUGGUGGAGAGGAUAUGUUUAAGAAUGAUCCAUUCAAGAGUACGAAACCAAAUCCCCCUGCUUCUGACCCAUUUAGCUCAUAUGAUCCAUUCAGUUCUGCCUUUUCAUCUAGGUCUCCUGACACUUUUACAUCAGAUCCCUUCAGUUCUUUUGGUGCACCAGCUGCAAAUGCCAAGAAUGAUCCUUUUGACCCUUUUGGAGAUGGAGGAACAGAUCGAUCUGCUUCAAAAACACCUGUAGAUAUGUCAGAUAAAGAUCCAUUUGGGUGUGAUCCAUUUGCUGCUCUUCAGCCUGCAAGUAGUGGACCUCCACCUCGUCCAGAGAGUCCCAGUCCUGCGUUACCUCCAAAAAAGAGCAAACAGCCACCCCCACGCCCUGCACCCCCACGUCCUCUCCAGCAGCCAAUGAUGCGAGCUGCCCCUCUUCCUCCAACACCUAGCCCUGAUCCAACAGCCAUGAGUGGAGCUGCUGCCAGUAGAGAUCCAUUCAGCAAUCCAGGUACACAAGCGGAUCCAUUUGGUGCUGAUCCUUUUGGAGCAGAUGACAGCACUACGUCAACAUCAGCUGCACCCCAGAAUGAUCCAUUUGCUAGCAGUUCAGGUGCAUUUGCUGACUUUGCAAAUUUUGACAACAAGUUUUCUGAGGCAGUGGAUGAAGUUUCAAGCCAGAUGGUGCAAACGACUGCGAAGGCAUCAGCUACCAUCAAAGCGACAACGCAGCAUCACUGUGCAGGUCUGGAGUUCACAGAGGAUCCUUUCCGAAAUUACCGUUAUGAGGACCCUUUCAAUAUAUCCGAUCCAUUCAAUGAUGAGGAAGACAUUAAAUCAUCUCCAGCCGCUGGUGCCAAACUUGAUCCAUUUGGACUUGAAACUGAUUCUGGUUUUGCAAGUGAGUUUCCCACCCCAACGUCUAAAAUGAAUGGAGGUGUGUCAGUGGACCCAUUUGCUGCUGGUCUUGGAUUAAAAGCUCAUACAGAGAUACCCCCUGAGGAUCAGCAGCUUGCAUGGGCGGCAGCUGAGAGCCUCCGACUGGAGGAGGAGCGUCGCAAGAGACUGGAGCAGGAGCAGGCCGACCUUGAGUAUGCCUUGGCACUUAGCAGGGAAGAUAAGAAGUCAAGGAAAGAAUUAUGAGAUGUGUGACUAAGUUCUUUUUCUCCCCUACUCCAGUCAGCAGUAAAGAAAUGGAACUCCACAUUGUAUUCUACUGGGUUUUCAAUUUAUGACGCCGCCGUAAGCCUCUCGGAAGUUUUCCCGAUGAACCAAGCUCAGUAGCCGCGAAAUUGCUAGCCUUUUUUCCCACUAGUAACAGUGAACUACGAGUAUUUCUCAUCACUGAUACAUGUUAUUGCAUUGAUUGUUCUUACUUAAAAAAUUAUGUUAAAAGUGAUUUUACUGUGCUUGCAGGCAAGCGUCGCAUCCUGUUUACAUGUUUCAGAUUACUCGACAAAGCUGUUCUUGGGAAAUGAAUGAAAUCACUCUUUGAAUACUUUCAUUAAGUUCUGCCAUGUGUCGAUUGUUGUCAAUAACUUGUUCACAAAACACUUCUCUUAAUGCUGGCAUCCACCGAUCAGUUGUGUGAGCUGUAGCACUGUUUUACAUGAAGAAACCGUCUCUUUAUCAGUCAGUUCUUGGAAAAAGAGUCUAAGUUUUAAAUUUACAUAAUGUUCAGAAUUUAUGAUUUUAUUAGAAAAGGUUGGCCCUGUUACUAUUUUGGAGGGGAUUGCACGCCAGACUCCAACCUUAAUAUAAUGACGAGGAUGUUCAUACAACUGGUGUGGAGUUUCUGAACUCCACUAGCAGUUCUGAGCGUCGACAUACCCACUUAAAUGCAGCCAUGCUUCAUCACAAGAGUUCUGGAUUAACACUAUCCCAUCAUGCACAGAUCCCAACAACCACUGCAGAAACGAAUCGUAGCACCAUCAGGAUUAGCUAUUUGACCAGUCAUCUUGUGCGAUUCGCCGGAUGAGUGCACAAUUCAAAGUUGCAUCGAUAUAGUGCUGGUCAUGCUCGCAUUACAAGCACAUUCACAGCGUCAUAAAUUGAAGGCUGUGUAGUUGUGGAAAUUACUUAAGGUUCUGAGUAAGAUGCUUAACAGUUAAUUUAAUUAACUCUUUGUGAAGAAGCGAUACCAAUUUGUGCAUUUCUGAUAUCAAAAAUUUUUAAAUCAUUGUUAUGCGAGGUGUCAUCUAUUUGUUUGAUAUACAAAUUGCAUUCGUUAUAAAAUAUAGAUGGCUGGCUUCCAGCAAAGGAAAUAGAACAAGCUUGAAUUUGAUAGUAGACACUGCUUAGUGGUAGGUUAUAAGUUUAUUUUGUCAGCAGUAUUUUUUAAGAACCAUAAUUCACAGAUGAGGCUAGUACAACAAUAAUAAUAGUAAUAAUAAUAAUAAUUGACAGUCCUUGGAGGUUUUUAUUGAGUUAUUCUCUUUUGAAUGUUGGUUUUAAUAUUCAGGAGUUCCAGUUCUUUUCACUGAAAGUCGCUGAUCCAGCGAGUAGAACUGUGGGCAGCCAAUAAACUCAGAAAACUAUGAAGAUGGCUGUUUUCUUGUUUGUUGCACCAUGUAAUCUAGCAGAAUUUUACUGAUGUUUCAGAGGUGCUUGCUACCUUCAUCAUCAGGGUGAUGAGUGCAGUAAGCACCUUUGAAAAGUCAGUGAACUUCUGCCAGACUAAAUGCACAACAACCCAGAAGACAGCCAUGUGAACCUGAAAUCUCACUUAGAAAUCUAUAAUCACAUUAGAAUCAAUACUGAUGGUAUAAUUAUGAUCCUGUUUAUGGCUUCAGGCUGUAAAGUUAUUUUAUAUUUAUUGUGGGGACAGACCAGCAGCAAUUUUGCACCAGGGCUUUUUUCUCGAUUAGAUUUGAUCAUGAUUUUAGGCAGAGGCAUUUCUUGCUACAAUUGAUAUAGUUCCAUACUUCAUACAUCCUUCUAUAAAGGAGUGUAUUAAAUUGGUAGGUUUGAAUAUUUAAGGGCAGGUUUAUGAGAUUUAAUUGAUCUCAUUCACAGAUGAGAGUGCCUCAUCAAGAUUUUUCACUGUUUACAUAUAAAAGACAUAUGGAAGAAAUAGUAACUGCCUGUUGAUCACAUUGUCAAAUAAUAUUAAAAAGUAGAUUUGCUUGUAACAUAAUGGGUGUAUUGUUACAUUUUUAAAACCAUCAUACUGCAAAUAUUUGAUGAUCUGGGGCCAUGUGUAGAUAUUUGUGAUGAGUUAAAGCAUUCUGUUUUAAGUAAGAUUAAGAGCACAUCUCAUUUCCUAAAAUUUAAUGAGUUGUAAAUACAGUUGUUAACAAGAAAUUAUAUGUUCAAUGCACUGUACACAAUUCACCCACCCUUUGCUCGUUCUUGUAUAUAUAUCCAGUUUGUGACUGUUAGUCAGAUGCAUAGAACAAAUUUAUGUUUGUAAAUAUGUAUUACACAGCAGUAAUUGACCAUUUAAGAGUUUACAAAGAUAUGAUUGAUUAUGUUUUCUGUAUAAUUCUGAACAGAUGAAAAUAAUUUUUGAGAAUAGGAAGGCUGUAUGAGGGACUUUGGUUACAGUUACAGUAGUCAGUUGUUAUAUGACAUGAACAUGAAGUUUUUCAAAUUGUAAAAGUAGAUGAAAAACCUGUGUGAUACAUGAAUGGAGGUAAAGGGUUAGCAAAUGCACAUUGACACUGAAGUAUACCAACAAUUCUCAGAACAGAAUAUAAAUAUGCAAUAAUUUGUUGGUAAACUGUAGGGAUUUUUCACAUUCUUGAAACAUCAUACAUGUGUAUCUUGAGAUUAAAACAUAUAUUAAGUAUGUUAUUUAGUAUAAUGUGUGUCAACAAACAAAUUAAUGUGGCAUGUGCUAAAUAAUUUUGAAAUAUUUUUCACAUGGGUAAACUUUCUAACAUUGCCUUCUAAGCUUUGAAAUAGAUUUUUAUUAAUGUUCAAAGCAGAGCAGUUUUGAUGUUUUCAUGUGUGUAGUGUAACUUUAGUGCAGCAUACAGGAGAGAGAAUAGGGCUUCAUGAAACCAUUACCACCCCAUUCUCUGAUUGCAUUCCAGAGUGAAAGAAAGUGUACACUUAUUUGCAAAUGUAUGGGUGUGAAUGUCUUAUGACUUUUUUUUUUUGAACAUGAAAAUAUAAAAUUUUCAUUAAGUUUACCUCAUGUAUGGUAUUUCUUCUGGAUAUUUGUUUGCUUAAAGUUUAUUAUCCAGAACAUAUUUUAAAGAAUGUGUUGGUGAAACAUUUAUUGAGCUCUGAUGUGGAAAACAGGUUUCCUACAGGUCUCAUCUUUCAUGUUAGUAGCACAUGAGUUACUGUGGCAUUGCAUUAUGUUGUUCUUUGUAUCAGUGUCUUGUCAGUCAGACUUAUAAGAUCCCAUGUAUACAGGCACAUUGUAAAUACUGUGUGGUACUUAUUAAAGUUUUUGUUUUAAUGGUGGUGUGGUAUUUGCAGACUGAGUGUAAAACAAUUUGCCCAUCAGGGAUAACUUCAGCAGCGAAUUUUCAUUAAUAGUAGUGAUAUGUGCAGUGCAGACUGAUGUGAUCUUAAAAGUAUGAGAUGCUAUUUUAAAUGGUUUCUUAUUUGCUAGACUUCAAUUGUGAUGCAGCAUAUUAGCAUAUACAUCUUUUGAAAAAAUAAUGCUUGUUGUAACACAUUGAGAAGUAUUCACUGAAGUUUUCAUAUUAAACAUCUGAUGUGUCUAAAAAUUGUUUGUUCUACUUCAAACAUAAAUAAUCUUACAAGUUAAUGUAAGUUAAUUGAUAAAAUGUGUGUACAGAUUUGUUGCAAAAAUAUUUUGUUUUCAUACAAAAUUAAAUGUUUCAAUUUUAAACAAUUGCAAUGCCUUGGAUGCGGAACAGAUCUCAAGUUGUUUCUUACAUAACAAGACAUUUAUGGAGCACCCCAUGGUAAUUUAAAUGUUAUCUUAUGUGACAUCUAGUGUUGCUGCCAGUGCUGUUAAAGUAUUAUCUCUUUGCCUUCAUUCCUUCAGAGAUAUGAUUGUGAACUGUUAUUGCUAUUGGUACAUCUGAUUGAAUACAAAGAAAUUAAUGGGGUGCUUUUACCAUGUUUCAUUUUUGUUGAUGAAUUUAACUGCUCUCCCUCCCUCCCUUCAGUGUACCGUAUCAUAACAGCAGAGAGUACUGGAACACACUGUUACUGUGGCUGUACAGUUUAAUGCAGCCAGCAUUCAUAUUCAUAAUCUGGCCUACAUGUCUGUUUACCAUGCAGAAGAUUUGAAACUUUCCUUCUGUUUACGUAGCAAACAUCUAUAUUACACUUUGCUGUAAUUAUGCUAUGACUAAUGAUACUUCAACAUUUUUCAAUCCUGUCAACUCACUACUACAGUAUAACUUAUGUUAAAAGCUUUCAAAUUGAAAUGUGAACAGUUUAUCUUUAUAUCAAACAUGAAAAGUGCUGUGUUUGUCAUUUGUCUCCUUUUGACAUGUGUCACAGGAGAUUCUGACACACACAACAUUCUGUAUCAAUUAUGCAAAAGUCUUCUGAAACCAUCACGCCUUCAAGAUACCUGUGAAUGGAAUACAGGAAUAAUCCCUUUAUUACUCUUGUUGUUGUUGUUGAUUACCAUAUUUAAAAUGUAUGUUAUGAAUAUACUGUUGUACAAUAUUCCCUACCCCAUGAUAACAAAGUGAGGAAUCUUUAUAAAUGUCAAUAAGAAACAUGAAUGUUUGUCGUCUGACUUGUAAAUAUAGUUGUUCACAUAGAAUAUUGUAUCAUAUGCCUUCCCUCACCCCUAAAGUAUGAUUUUUGUGAAAAACAAAGAUGGAUACCUCAUG
Molecule: messenger RNA, 7927 nt
Organism: Zootermopsis nevadensis
Lineage: Eukaryota; Metazoa; Arthropoda; Insecta; Blattodea; Termopsidae
Source: RefSeq, a predicted model, not a curated record